AAAUAAAGAGAAAAGAUGCCGAUUGAUUUUUAUUACUUGGAGUACAGUCCACCGUGUCGGUCGGUUCUAUUGCUGGCAAAAGCGAUCGGCGUUCAUUUGAACUUGAAAACGAUCUCUCCUUUGAAAGGGGAACACAUGAAAUCCGAAUUUGUGAAGUUGAAUCCGCAACACGUAAUACCGACCAUAGACGAUAAUGGCUUCGUCUUAUGCGAAAGCCGGCCAAUCAUGGGAUACUUGGUGAGCAAAUACGCCAAGAACGAUUCUCUGUAUCCGAAAGACCCAAAGAAGAGGGGUAUGGUGGAUCAAAUGUUGUAUUUUGAUAUCGGUACCCUCAACGAGAACGUGGUCAAAUGUUACUACUCGGCAAUAUUUUUGGGGGCGCAUUCCUUGAACGAGGAGAACGUACAAGCUGUGGAGAGAUCGUGCCAGGUGUUGAACGCUUAUCUCGACGAUCGCGAGUACGUUGCCGGCGAUACGCUCACCAUUGCCGAUUUUGCCAUCCACACGACCAUUUGCGUCCUGUUGUGUUUUGACUUCGAUAUCGACCGAUACGACAAUCUGGCGACUUGGUACGAUAGUUGUAAGAAAGUUUUGGAUAAAUUUGGUUUCGAGGCUGUGCACGCCCCCGGAACGAAAUUGUUUGCCGACUUGUAUCGGGCGAAUUUACAAGGAUCUACUUUGUCCACGCCUACGAGCAAAAUAUAUACAAUUUGUUUUUUUUCUUUUUCUUUCGUUUUUUUUGUUUUAACAAUCGAUAUAAGCAUGUUGUUCUCGAACAAAGUUAUCGAGUUGAUGCAUAGCGGCGACGGUGGAUCAGGAGUUGAAAUUAAAAUGCCGAUCGAUUUUUAUCAACUUCUCGGAAGCCCACCGUGCCGCGCAGUUGCAUUGACGGCCGCUGCUCUUGAUAUCGAAAUGAACUUCAAACAAGUUAAUUUGAUGAAUGGGGAACACUUGAAGCCUGAAUUUUUAAAGAUAAACCCACAACACACGAUACCUACAAUUGAUGACAAUGGUUUCUAUUUAUGGGAAAGUCGAGCCAUUAUGAUGUAUUUGGCGGACCAAUACGGCAAAAAUGACUCUCUGUACCCGAAGGAUCUGAAGAAACGGGCGAUCGUUAAUCAAAGAUUGUACUUCGACAUGUGCAAUUUAUAUAAAUCGUUCAUGGAUUAUUACUAUCCUAUCAUUUUCAUGAAAGCGGGUAAAGAUCAAGCAAAAUACGAGAGCAUUGGCACGGCGCUUUCGUUUCUCGAUAAAUUCCUCGAAGGGGAAAGCUAUGUGGCAGGAAAGAACAUGACUCUUGCCGAUUUAAGUAUCGUAACCACCGUCUCGACGAUAGAGGUCAUGGACUACGAUCUCGGCAAAUAUAAGAACGUUACGAGAUGGUUCGCAAAGAUAAAAUCUGAGAUACCGAAAUACGAAGAGUACAACAACGGUGGAUUAAAAAUGUUCAAAGCCUUGGUGGAGGAAAAGUUGUCGAAAAAGUAAACCGAAGAUGGGAUGGGAUAAUUUAUUGUGCGUUUAUAUUAUAAUUCCUUUCCGCUUUUUAUUAUUAUAUGAACAAUGAUUUUACACGAAUAAAGUGUUGGUUCAUCCUUUCGGGGAUUGAAUUUUAAUUAUAA
Apis laboriosa (Himalayan honeybee) is the source of this 1619-nucleotide messenger RNA. RefSeq lists its product as uncharacterized. Gene Ontology annotation, biological process: glutathione metabolic process. NCBI's taxonomy places the organism in Eukaryota, Metazoa, Arthropoda, Insecta, Hymenoptera, Apidae. The record is from RefSeq and is a predicted model, not a curated record. Gene Ontology annotation, molecular function: glutathione transferase activity. The transcript has 11 exons. The coding region runs from base 16 to 1485 and encodes 489 amino acids.